UUGACAACGCAGAACUGUAUGGAGUGUCCACACAGCUGGCUCCGCAUAACGUCAUGCCUUGACCCCCGUUCCCUCGUUUCAUGGAUUGGGACGUGCCGUUCGCAUCGGACUUGGUUCUUAACCCAAGGAAAGCGAUGGCGGGAAUUGCAAGCGGGCGUCGCCAUGUCCAGAUACAUCCAUCGCCACGUACACAUUCAAGUCCAAGUUCACGCACAGGAGAUGCAAUCGCAUUCCAUACCUCGAAGCGACGACCCUCGCGUUCCACCUCGUGUUGAGACCGUCUGGAUCGAGCACGGCGCGAUUCCUUCCGAGUCCAUGUCACUUCCGCCAGUUGUGACAUCGGUCCUGCACCAUCCGCGGCGAGAUGUGGUGACUUUACAGGUCGACUGCCGACCGAUGGCCCCACCUCCCAUGCUUGUGCACACGGUUCACGGACCCAAGUGUCUCUACAGCGUCAUUCGCGUGCUGGUGACGCCAUCUUCCACCUCGGACGCUCCGCGCGAGCUGCGGCGAUACGUAUACCACAAACACAAUGGGGACUUGUCCGUCGUGUCCGUCGCAGACAAGCGCAAGUGGUCUGUUCACGGGUGUGUUGUUCAUUCAUACGAUGACGGCACUCAAAGACCCGUAUUCCCCUCUAGACGGAGCCCCUUCCGCUACGACGUCCUCUCCAUCGAUGGAUCGUGUCAGAUGGAGCUCCAUGUCCCCGCGCACCUCGACGCCAUGGUGGACUGCUAUCACAUCCAGCACGUGGGGGUGUUGUUGAGCAAAUCCGAGCUCUUCCCACUGCCCCCUCCUCGCGCCUUGACGGAUCUGUCGCCCGCCCUCCAUAUCCAUCUCACGUUCUUCGACUUGACGCACGCGAACCUGUUGUGUCGACUGCAUGCAAUUGGAUCGAUCGUUGAGGAAGCUGUGCCACUGCCAAGCCAGCCAACACGCAACCCCCGCACCGCCGCGGAAACCCUGCAAGUGUUCACGGCUACCGUUGACGCCGCCUCCAUGAAGCACCCCCCUCCUUCCGACUUGCGCAUGACGCUGACUCGACCUGGAAUUAUGUGCCUCAAUGUGUCAAGUGGUCGGCAAAGGGCCUUCCGCUCCGUGGCUCUGCACGGCGGCACAUCCACUUCGUCCUCCUCGUUGUCGGUUGCGUGGGUGCCUGGCGUGCUGGAGUAUGCACUGUCGCCCCAGACAUUGACUCGGCGGAACUUGAAGGGCUCCAUCACCUUGUCGUUCGACCCCACUAGCGGUGCACCAGUGUCCGUUCGAUUGAUGUUGCAAUACUUGGAGCCGGGUCGGAGGCAGCAAUAUGCCGUGGCGUGGCGCAGUUCCACGGGGCUGCCUUAACUUUUAGUUUGAUAAGUCAUCGACAAAGCAUGAAGUAAGGGGGGGUUGCACAUUACUAGAG
This is a messenger RNA of Aphanomyces astaci, 1405 nucleotides long. RefSeq lists its product as hypothetical. The transcript is spliced from 4 exons. The record is from RefSeq and is a predicted model, not a curated record. The coding region runs from base 19 to 1344 and encodes 441 amino acids. NCBI's taxonomy places the organism in Eukaryota, Oomycota, Saprolegniomycetes, Saprolegniales, Verrucalvaceae.